GGGUGCAGUCCCAGGAGAAACCCCCAGAGGAGGUCACUGUCUCUGCCCACAAGCGGACCCCCAGCGACAGCCACUAUGAGAAGAGCUCGCCGGAGCCCAGCUCUCCCCGCAGCCCCACUGUCCUCUCACCCGAGGUGGUCAGCACCAUCGCGGCCAACCCUGGAGGGAGGCCCAAAGAGCCUCACCUCCACAGCUACAAGGAAGCCUUCGAAGAGAUGGAAGGUACCUCCCCUACCAGCCCACCCUCCGGCGGCGUGCGUUCUCCCCCCGGCCUGGCCAAGACCCCGCUCUCAGCACUGGGGCUGAAACCCCACAACCCAGCUGAGAUUCUGCUGCACCCAGUAGGAGAGCCCAGGAGCUAUGUGGAGUCAGUGGCCCGCACAGCUACGACAGGCAGAGGAGGGACCCUGCCUGCUGCCCAGUCUGGGGCCCCAGAGGUGCCCACCAGGAAUGGUACCUUCAACAACUCCUUCACCGCCUCGAGCCCUGUCUCCACCAGCAGCCCCAUUCACAGUGUGGACGGGGCCUCCCUCCGCAGCUACCCAUCGGAGGGCAGCCCCCACGGCACGGUUACGCCUCCCCAUGCCUCGACAGAGCCUGUUUACCGGUCACCUGUGGGCUCACAGGUGCCCUCUGCUCACAGCAGCUACCAAAACUCGUCUCCAUCUUCCUUUGCAAUGGUCCAAGGAGGGGUCCCGGGCUUGGCAUAUGCCAGCCCUGACUAUCCUGAUGUCCGAGCUGGCCUCCAGCCAGACCCCCAAGCUCGGCCACAGCCACAGGUCAAUGUGGUGGGGGUCCACGUCCUGCCAGGGAGUCCCCGCACCCUGCACCGGACAGUGGCUACCAACACACCACCCAGCCCUGGGUUUGGACGAAGAGCCAUCAACCCCAGCGUGAGCGGUGCUUCUGGCAGCCCCGGGCUGGGCAGACAUGCCAUGGCAACCCAUGGCAACCUGGUGGCCCCACCAGGGAGCCCCAGCCUGGCCAGGCAUCAAGUGGCGGCGGCCGUCACCCCUGGCAGCCCCCUGUAUGGCUACUCCGGCCCGGAGGAGCGGCACCAGACGCUGUCUCGGCAGAGCAGCUCCUCUGGCUACCAACCUCCCUCCACGCCGUCCUUCCCCGUCUCGCCAGCGUACUACCCUGGCAUGAGCACGCCGCACUCCUCCUCCCCGGACUCGGCUGCCUACCGCCAGGGCAGCCCUACACCGCAGCCUGCACUGCCUGAGAAGCGGCGGAUGUCGGCCGGGGACCGCUCCAACAGCCUGCCCAACUAUGCCACCAUCAACGGCAAGGUGUCCUCACCUCUCUCCAGUGGCAUGUCCAGCCCCAGCGGUGGGAGCACUGUCGCCUUCUCCCACACCCUGCCGGACUUCUCCAAGUUCUCCAUGCCAGACUUCAGCCCUGAGACUCGUGCCAACGUCAAGUUUGUGCAGGACACUUCCAAGUACUGGUACAAACCAGAUAUCUCCAGGGAGCAGGCCAUUGCACUGCUGAAGAACAGAGAGCCGGGGGCUUUCAUCAUCCGGGACAGCCACUCCUUCCGGGGAGCCUACGGCCUCGCCAUGAAAGUAGCUUCUCCGCCUCCCACAGUCAUGCAGCAGAACAAGAAAGGAGACAUGACCAACGAGCUGGUGAGGCAUUUCCUCAUUGAGACCAGCCCGCGGGGUGUGAAACUAAAAGGAUGCCCCAACGAGCCCAAUUUUGGCUGUCUCUCAGCUCUGGUGUACCAGCACUCCAUCAUGCCCUUGGCCCUGCCUUGCAAGCUGGUCAUUCCUGACCGAGAUCCCAUGGAGGACAAGGACACUGCAUCAGCCACCAACUCGGCCACAGACCUCCUCAAACAGGGUGCAGCCUGCAACGUCCUCUUCAUCAAUUCAGUGGAGAUGGAGUCACUGACGGGCCCCCAGGCCAUCGCAAAGGCUGUUGCAGAGACACUGGUGGCUGACCCCACGCCCACCGCUACCAUUGUCCACUUCAAAGUCUCUGCACAAGGCAUCACCUUAACCGACAACCAGAGGAAAUUGUUCUUCCGACGACACUACCCCCUCAACACUGUCACCUUCUGCGACCUGGACCCCCAGGAACGAAAGUGGACUAAAACUGAUGGCAGUGGCCCAGCCAAGCUCUUCGGCUUUGUGGCCAGGAAGCAAGGGAGCACCACAGACAACAUCUGCCACCUCUUUGCUGAGCUGGACCCAGACCAGCCAGCUGCAGCCAUUGUCAACUUUGUCUCCAGGGUCAUGCUUGGCUCCGGCCAGAAAAGAUGAGCUGGUGCUUGCGGGUAAUUCUUGAAUUUUGGAGAAGGACUUGGACCUGAUCCGAGAAGGAGUGUGAGGAAGUGCAUUGUGGGAGAGGGAAGUGAAUCGGGGAGGGGGAAGGGUUGGAAUUUUGGAGGAAAACGGCAAACAACACAAAAAACCCCAAUGAAACCCCUAAAGACUCAACACAAGC
Molecule: messenger RNA, 2451 nt
Organism: Mesitornis unicolor (brown roatelo)
Lineage: Eukaryota; Metazoa; Chordata; Aves; Mesitornithiformes; Mesitornithidae
Gene: TNS1
Product: tensin 1
Exons: 14
Biological process (GO): fibroblast migration
Molecular function (GO): protein binding
Source: RefSeq, a predicted model, not a curated record